Coffea arabica (coffee) is the source of this 1311-nucleotide messenger RNA. Its product is annotated as E3 ubiquitin-protein ligase ATL42-like. NCBI's taxonomy places the organism in Eukaryota, Viridiplantae, Streptophyta, Magnoliopsida, Gentianales, Rubiaceae. The record is from RefSeq and is a predicted model, not a curated record.
AUGAAACAGAUAAAUGGCAGCCUAGAUAUCCACUUCUGGAAACCAAGAAGACUGCCAGUUCACUCAAUGAAUCUUAAGAAGGCAUCAAUCAUAGUUCUGUUCUCAGCGUUACAUGUCAAAGCACUAGCUAGCCCCAGUCAGCAUCUCCGCAAUCCUGUCAAUCCAAAUCUUGUUGUCAUUGUUGGUAUUCUUUCAGUAAUGUUGCCAUUACUUUUUUUGUUGCUGGCAUACACCAAAUUUUGUCCCUCAGCUCUGUCUAAUGACUCAGAUGAUCAAGAGCAAGAGCCUGAAGGUGUUCUUCGAUCAGUAUCCGGAUUGCAAAAAAGUAUAAUUGAUUCUCUCCCAUUUUUCACUUUCUUAUCACUUAAGGGCUCAAAAGAAGGCCUAGAAUGUGCAGUUUGUUUAUCAAAGUUUGAAGACAUCGAAGUGCUUCGCUUGUUGCCAAGGUGCAAGCAUGCAUUCCACAUAAAUUGUAUUGAUAAGUGGCUUGAAAGCCACUCUAGCUGCCCUCUUUGCAGGUACAAGUUUGAUACAGUGGAUCUCAGGAGCUUUUCUUUUACAAAUAGUUUAAGGUACCCUCGAAACUCAUCCAAUCUGUCAGAGGAACCAAAUAUUGAACUUUUCAUCCAAAGAGAGCAAGAACAUCACAAGUCAUCCAGAUUUAAUAUGGUCAGCAGUCUUCAGAAACUCAGUGUAGGCAGGAAAGAAGAUCAGUCAAUCCCCAGAGGUAGUAGAGCUGAUAAAUCAGACAGAGAUCUCAUGCAUAAAUUCAAGCACAAAAUCUUUGUCUCUGACCUUAUUUACAGAAGUAGAUGGAGCGAUGUCAACUCCUCAAACUUAUUGUGCUUAAGGUCUGAAAUGCUGAAUCUGAACUCAAGUAAAAUAUUCUCCCCAUUUAAGCCUGAACGCCAGAGGUUUGGCAAAGAAUUUCUCAUGAAUGAAAGUAUUUUCGAGAUCAAAGAAGACAUAGAAAGAAAACGAUUGUAUGUGUCAAAAGUCAGCAAAGUUACAGGACAUCCAGUUACAGCAUCAAGCCCUCCAAUUGCUGCCAACAUUGGCCUAAACCAGAAGGUAAACUUGACGCUACUCGAUUCAGCUGAGAAGAGAUCAAAGUCAGAAAUAAUCAACUUUCCACGAUAUGCAGAGUACAGUGCCAGAAACCGGACUAAUGAAUCAUCAGUCUUGUCCAGGAGUGGGAGAAAGGAUGAGAUAAUUAGAAAGCUCUGGCUGUCUAUAGCAACAAGGACAGUUCAAUGGUUUGCAGACAGAGAAAGAGGUCUAGAUUGGAAAAGAUCUCCAUUGAAUGUCUGA